ACACACAUCGCACAGGUUAGUUUAAAAUAUAUGUUGUGUACGAUUUUUGAUAAUUUAGCAAUCAUUACCAAAAAAACAAUACAAAUGAAUAAAUAAUAAAAAAUAUAUGACAUGCUACGACAUUCUUGUUUUAAACGCAGCUUUUAACACAUCGGUAUUACCUAGGCUAGUGCGGUCAUGUUUAAAGUGCCUCCUCCAGAACCACCAGGUGGCGCCAUCGAGGCCGGAGGUGGUUGUUGUUCACUACAAUAACACUCGAAGAAGAGCCAACUUCCGUCUUUACUCGCUCUAUUGAUAUUUCUGUCCAGAAAACUAAGAACAAAUAUACAUUUUCCUGUUGAAAACACAAUUUAUUCGUACAUCUGAGGCAGGGGAGAGGAGGGGGGUUUUAAUGUGAAGCCUAAAUGUUAAAAGAGAAAGCGAUGUCUGUGGUCUGUGACGCGAUGCAGACCUCCCACCCGCACCCGCCGCCGAGCGCCCUGAGCGUUUCUUCCGCUCCUAGUGCCCAGGAGCUGUCCCAAGAGAUCAAGUCCUUCAUCAGCGGUGUGGACUCGGUCCAGGGCCGCAAACUCAGCGUCCGAGAGCACGCCCGCUGCGCCGUCCGUCUGCUGCGCUCCGUCCCGGCCUGCCGCGGGGCGGUCCUGGAGCACUUGAGGGGCGUGUACGACGAGCAUGUGUCUGCCUUCCUCCACCACCUGGAGACGGAGGGCGACGGUAGUGGCGGGGUCAGCUCCAACCUGGAGGACAUCAUACAAGAGGUUCACGGGGUGCUGUCUGAGUUCAUCCGCCUCAACCCGCGGGCCUGGGCCCCUCUGGUGUCCGCCUGGGCCGUGGACCUGUUGGGCCAGAUGAGCAGCAAGCACGCCGGCCGCCGCGCCACGCCUCACUCCUCCAGCCUCAACGAGCUGCUGCAGCUGUGGAUGUCCUGCGCGGCCACCCGCUCCCUCAUGGAGGCGUACUCCCAGUGCCUGGCCGCCAUGCUGGCCUGGUGCCCCGACGCCUGCGUGGACGCCCUGCUGGACACCUCCGUCCAGCACUCGCCCCACUUCGACUGGGUGGUGGCGCACAUCGGCUCGGCCUUCCCCGGGACCAUUAUCAGCAGGGUGCUGGCCUGUGGCCUCAAGGACUUCUGCUCCCACGGCUCCACAGACCCGCUGCUGGCCCCGGCCGGGGGAGGAGGGGACAAGGGGAGCCGCGUGCCCAAGAUCGGCUCGGUGGUGGGGAUCCUGGGGCACCUGGCGGCGCACCACUCGGAGAGCAUCCGCAAGGAGCUGCUCCGGAUGUUCCAGGAGAGCCUGAGCCCCUCCGGCCCGCUCUCCCCGUCCUCCUCGGCCUCCUCCUGGGAGAGCUCGCCGCAGCUGCGCCGCUCGGCGGUGCCCUUCCUGCUGCAGCUGGCCGCGCUGUCGCCCACCCUUCUGGGCGCCGUGUCGGCCCAGCUGGUGGAGCUCCUGCGCCCGCCCAUCCUGCUGCAGCUGCAGGCUCUGCUGCUGGGCCUCCCCAGGGAGGAGCUGGAGAACAUGCUGGGGCUGGCCGUGCACCUCAUCAGCCAGAGCCCCGCGGGGGGCGCCCGCGUCCUGCGCUUCCUGGCCGACACGGCCACGCCCGCGUCGGUCAUCAUCUCGGGGCCGACGCCCUCGCCCCUGGACGGGAUCCGGGAGGCCUGCGACCGCCUCCUCCAGAUGCUGCUGCUGCAUCUCCACAAGCUGGUCUACAACCGCUCCGACGGCAGCGAGGCCAUGGGGCCCUCCCACCACGCGGCCUCCGCGGCCCCGCCCCAGAGGGUCGUCCCCUUCCUGGAGGAGCUGCAGGCCCACGUGGGCGAGCUGUGCGCCGAGACCCUGCGGCUGGAGCGGAAGCGCCACCUGUGGCUGCACCAGCUGCUCUGCCUGCUGUCGGUGUACGGCGGCCCCAGCGUGGCCACCGAGGCGCUCUGCCAGCUGCUCACCCAGGCCCGCAACCCCGAGGAGCUGGCGCUGGCCUGGCAGCUGCACACGCCGCUGUCCGCCUGCCUGCCGGGCCUCAUCCCGGCCGCCGUCGGCCGCUGUGUGGCCCAGAUCCACACCCACACCCUGGGGCCCCGCCCGCUGAGGCAACUGCUACUCAACCUUGCGGCGGCGGUGCAGAGCCAGGACGAAGAGCGGCGGGGGGCGGGGCCGGUCGCCCAGGCCUCCAUGGCCGUCCAGGUGGGCGGCGCCGUCUCGGGCCACCUGCACGACUUCGGCCCGCUGCUGCUGCACGGUGACCCGGCCGUGUCCCACGCCGCGGCCCGCCUCCUGUCCACCAGCCCUCUGCCUCGCCGCGCCGCCGCGCCCGCACACCUGCUGCAGCUGUGCCGCGCGGCGGUGGCCCACUUUUUUGUGGCGCUGCGGCGGCGCGGGGAGAGCGGGUCGGGGCGGGACGGCGGGCAGGCCGGCGAGGCGGUGGGCUGCUCCGCCCUGCUGCUGGCGCGCCUGGCGGCCUACUCGUCGCUGGCGCUGAAGGCGGUGCUGCAGCAGCUGGUGGAGGGCGCGCUGCACAAGGGCAACGCCGAGCUGUUCGGGGGGCGCAUCGCCGACAUGGCCGGGGACACCCCGCUCUCGCCGUCCCUGACCCCCGACCUCGGCGCCUCGCUGCUCGACACCAACUGCCGCUUUGGCAGCGCCGUCAACUUCUCGGGCAGCGUGUGGUCCGUGUUCCACGCCGGCGUGAUCGGCAAGGGCCUGAAGGUGCGGGCCGCCAAGCCCCCCCGCGACCCGGCCACCGUGGUGCAGAACACCCAGACGCUGCUGGCCGUCACCGUCCAGUGCUGCAGCUCCUCGCCUCUCAACGGCGGUGCCAACGGCUCCCAGCGCCAGCCGACCCCCGACCCCGACGACCCCCCGCCGCCCAUCAACGCGGAGGCGGCCAAGGUGGUGGCGAUGACCCUGGUGGAGAACAUCUGCCCCGACGUGGCCAACGGCGAGCUGUCCUGGCCGCCCGAGGAGCACGCGCGCACCACGGUGGAGCGCGACAUCCACAUCCGCCGCUGCUUCGAGGCGCACCCCGUGCUGUUCCCCCUGCUGCAGGUGGUGGCGGCGGGGCGCCCCGCCCUCUGCUACCUGUCGGCCGUGCUCCGGGGGCUGCUGGCCACGCUGCUGGCCCACUGGGAGGCGUCACGCGAGGCCUUGGCCACGGACUCGCCCUGGCACCUGCAGGCCUCCUGCCUGCUGGUGUCCUGCAUGGGCGAGGGCCAGCUGCUGCCCCCCGUGCUGGGCAACGUGCACGAGGCCUUCCCCCACCUCACGCCCUUCGAGGUGCGGCUGCUGCUGCUGGCGCUGUGGGAGUACGUGCGCGGCAACGGACCCAUGCCCCAGAAGUUUGUGUUCAGCCCGGAGAGGGGCCUGUUCUGCAGGGACUUCUCUCGGGACGGAGACGUGGCCCGCUACGUGGCGCCCAUCCACAGCGUCCUGCACAAGAACAUCGACCGGCUCGGACACCUGUGCUGGCGCUUCCAGCUCUGAGCGCCGGCGAGGGACUUGAAUCUGAGUCAGAGACCUCUCAAGAGGAAGAUAUUUAACUCUGUUCUGGAUUUGUAUGGGGGGGUGGGGGGUUGUGAAGUUAUCACUGUAUCUAGGUUCCAUUCAACGGUUGCUCUUCCCAUGUUUGUGUAGUUUGUAUACUUUUUAGGUUUUUCUUUUACCAAGGAGUCAAAUAAAAAAAUUGGCAGAGUAAAUGACACAUUUGUAUUUUAUAAUGAAUGCAAAAUAUGUUCCUGAUGGUUUCCUAUUCCACACCAAACAGCCUUAACAUGUUACCUCGGCUGUGAAAACGUUUGUGUUGUCAUUUAUACAGCGUAAUUUCCUUAAUGACAUGGAUUUAGUAUUAAGAUUGUCAAGAGUGUUGAACCAGCAUUUUCUUUGUGAAGCGCCUACUGUUAACUCAACAAUUUUAGGAAAAAUAAAUUUGAUUUGGUCUUUAA
Messenger RNA from Gadus macrocephalus (Pacific cod), 3937 nucleotides. RefSeq names its product integrator complex subunit 5 (gene ints5). Gene Ontology annotation, cellular component: integrator complex. The transcript is spliced from 4 exons. Lineage: Eukaryota; Metazoa; Chordata; Actinopteri; Gadiformes; Gadidae. The record is from RefSeq and is a predicted model, not a curated record. Gene Ontology annotation, biological process: snRNA 3'-end processing. Bases 405 to 3479 code for a protein of 1024 amino acids.